UCGGUCUUUCCCGCCAUGUCGUUUGUGGAGAGCGGUAGGCGCUUGGCCCCGCGUCGCCGCGGCUUGGGCACCCCGGUCCCUUUGCCUCGGCCGGUAUAUUCCUCCUUUAGUCAGGGAGACAGUUGGGGUGAAGGCGAAGUCGACGAGGAAGAGGGAUGCGACCAAGUGGCCCGCGAUCUGCGGGCGGAAUUCUCGGUUGGGGCGUCGUCGGAGCCCAGAAGGGGCUCGCUUUUCUCUCAGGAAGGGGAUGAGUCGCCGGUCCUGCUUGAUAAGCGUAAUGGUAUCUUCCCGGCGGCUGCGGGCAGCCGAGCUCAGGCUCGCCGGUGGCCGGUUCAGGUCCUCUCUGUUUUCUGUUCUCUGCUGUUCGCCAUCCUCCUCGCCAUCCUCCUCGCGAUCACCUACAUGAUCGUUAAAGAGUUGCAUGCUGAGAAUUUGAAAAAUGAAGAUGUAGACACUGGGCUAUUCGGAUUCUGGACUCUGCUUAUAGUAUCCCUAAUUGCCGGAUUCUCCUGUUGCAGCUUUUCUUGGACAGUGACUUAUUUUGAUUCUUUUGAACCAGGAAUGUUUCCUCCUACUCCUCUUUCACCUGCCAGGUUCAAGAAACUAACUGGACAUUCUUUCCACAUGGGCUAUAGCAUGGCAAUUUUGAAUGGCAUUGUAGCAGCUCUUACUGUAGCAUGGUGCCUCAUGUGAACCCACACACUGGAGCAAUAUUGUUGGAAAAACUUAGUCAUGAUUGUUUUGUAAUAACAGGAAAGGAGAUCACUGCCUACUCAGAAGACCAAGAAAACUGCCAUUCAUUAUGUGGCUCAGAUAUGUGUCAUAAUUAUCAUCAUUAUGGAGGACCUUUAAAAGCAACUUUCUAGAGUCUAGACAUUGGAAAUAUCUGAGUAUUACAUUUCCAGUUCUUAAAAGUAUAAGAUGUUUACCUCAUCUUUUUACUUUUGUGUGUGUAGUUCUUAUAAGUGAUAGAAAACAUUUUAAUGGAAAACAAACUCAAAAACUUGAAUGCAGGACAAUGCCCACCUUUCUGUGUAUAUACUACAUUUUUGCUAGGAAAUAUUGAUAUUACUGUUUAGGUGAGAUAGAAGUAUUUCUUAUUUAUACAUUAGGAAAGCAAACAAUGCCUACUCAACAUUUUAUAGAAGCUACUUUUAAA
Messenger RNA from Cynocephalus volans (Philippine flying lemur), 1159 nucleotides. It is a transcript of the gene ARL6IP6, whose product is annotated as ADP ribosylation factor like GTPase 6 interacting protein 6. The coding region runs from base 16 to 693 and encodes 225 amino acids. The record is from RefSeq and is a predicted model, not a curated record. NCBI's taxonomy places the organism in Eukaryota, Metazoa, Chordata, Mammalia, Dermoptera, Cynocephalidae. The transcript is spliced from 4 exons.